Chara braunii is the source of this 6447-nucleotide messenger RNA. The record is from the annotation of a GenBank genome assembly. NCBI's taxonomy places the organism in Eukaryota, Viridiplantae, Streptophyta, Charophyceae, Charales, Characeae.
CGCCUAUUGUUCUCUACUCUCCUGGGCGGCAUUUUGCGCUUUGUUCAUUGCUGUACUACGCCUUUUCUUUGUUCCUUUAUCAUUCUUUUUGAGCCCGCGGUGAACUACUCGCAAGCACACCAACGGACCAACGCAGCACAUCCGAGGCUUUCUUGGUUAGAUAGUGUGUGCAACACACGUCAGUACGCGGGCAUCUGAGCACUUAGCGUCGCCGACGCAUUUCUUGCUUCGUUGGCCAACGUACUACAUGCAAGUGUGCUGGCUUCUUGGCACAUAGCAUGGCCUUUCGCCAGUGCAUACUGUAAGUUGCCCACUCUCUCUCUGGCUUCUCAGUAGAACCGUGAGUAGUAGUUGGACUUGAUUAGUCCAUGCAGGCGGCAGCUAUCAGCAUUUGAUGGUUUAGUAAGUGGAGCGACUUGUAUAUCGAGUACGCUGUCAUCUCUAGUGCUUGGGGGCACGACAAUGAGUGCGUAACGUGGGCUUCUCAGCUUUGUACUCGAAACUACGUUGGCAUCGCUAGUGCUUGGCCUCGACAUAGAUGAAUGAAUUAAUUAGCACAUUGACAUCGAUUUAGUGUGAACGACAUUGCUCGUUUUGAGCACGUUGUCAUCUUCAGUGCUUGUUUGCAUGUAAUAGAUGAGUGACAGGCAGUGGCCAAGUUCCGUCCGAAAGCGUAAUUCUAUCACAUUGAAUGAUUUCUUGUACCCUUUUGCAUAUUCUACGUACUCAAAUGAAAACGCCGCCCGCGGCCCACGUGUUCUUCAGUGCUUGCUUGGCAUGACAUCUACUCAAUAAGUACGUAACGUAGGCGUCGCAGGUUAGCAGUACAUGUACAGUGCCAUCGGUAAUGUUUGGCCUGGCCGUCGUGGUGCAACUAGCACUGCACGUCGUUUGGUAAGUCCUUUUGGACGUUGUCGUCGUCGUGCUACGUCCUGCUGACUAGCUUAGGGGAGACAGAAAAGAUAAUGAUCAGUAGUCAGAAGCAGUGUUAUGCGAUCAAAUCGGAUGCGAUCCCUACCCCCUUGCAUGAUCGGAUAAAAGCAAUCGAACCCCUCCCCUUCUCCCCUUCUCCCCUCUUAUUGGCCGACUUUGUACGCCAUUCCAUCGGCACGGGCUCAACCGGCUCGAUUGCUCGAUCAUUCAAUUGUGUGCCAGCCGGCAUCUUAGCCGGUAACCGCAGACCAGAUCACAUCUCUCACGUUGUUCCACGUGUCACACACUCCUGAUACGCAAUCGAAUGCCCUUUCUUGUCUCCUCUCCAUCGACUACUUUACCAGUCUGUACGAUCGGAGAGGGAAAGAGGGCGAGAGCAGCGGAAGGCACGUGCGGCGUGUGUGUGUGUGUGUGGGCGCGUGAGAGAGAGAGAGAGAGAGAGAGAGAGAGAGAGAGAGAGAGAGAGAGAGAGAGAUGAAGCAGUCGGGGCUUUCCUGCUCGACGAAGAUGGCGAACGGCGGCGGCAGCGGAUCGUGGUACCCAUCUCCGACAGGGAGACAGCCGCCUGUCCCAGGAUGGCGUUCUAGUCCGACGAUGAUCAUUGCCAUUCUUGCGUGCUUGAGCGUGGCUAAUUUCUACUUGAGCGUAUCUCACGCCCCUAGCCUUGGAGGUUACCAAACCCGACAGCCCUCCCAAGGGCUGCUGGAGGUUUCCGUACAAGGGGGAGGAGGGGGAGGGACAGCCGCCGCCGCCGCAGCAGGAGCAGCUGGAGGACGAGGAGAAGCCGGAGUCGCAGUCGAUCAAGCGCACUCAUUGCGCUCUGAAAACUCUUCUUCUUCUUCCUCCUCGUUGUCCUCUGUUUUCUCCUUGUCUUCUUCUCUGUCUUCGUUAGCCAAGUUCUCUUCUUCUUCAUUGAAAUGCAUCAACGGCCAGUGCGGCGGCUAUGGCGUCCUGGGCCGAUCAGGCGGACGAGGCGAGGGCACCCGCCCUUCCAGAUCGACGCUUAGCACGCGUCGUCUGGAGCCCACUUUGACAAUCUGGACCGUUCUUCGCGAUCUCGUGAACGCCACUCUUACCUCCUCCGGGCAAGCGGACGCUAGGGCUUGGCUGGAAACCAUCGGCACGUACAACUCCAUCUUGAGCUGGAUCGCGCUCGGUCCUGGAGUGCGGGUCAUCUUGUUCGGUCGGCCCGACGUGUGUGCUUUCGUCAACCGAGAGGUUAGACCAGCUCUUCGACGGCUCUCCAAGAAACACUCCAGCGAGGACGUCCAGCAUGGGGCAGGUGCCGAUCCCGCCGCAGCUGCAGGUGAAGUAGAAGACGACGGGGGCGAACAAGAACAAGAAGAUGUCCAAGCUCGUCUGCAGUGCCUGGACAUCCCCUGCAUCUCACCGGAAUACGACGUUCCUUCUUAUGAUUGUCUGUACGAGACAGCUGAGAGGGAAUCUACCACGCCGUACAUUAUGUACAGCAACUCCGAUAUGAUCUACUUCCACGAUCUCUUGACCGCCCUGGACUCAGUGGUGGGUCAUAUGGCUCUAGUCUCCAGCGAUGGCGGUGGUGUCCCCCUCACCACCGAAGGCAAUGGCGUAGCAGAUGGGGUACGAGGAGGAAGAGCGGCAGCAGGAGGAGGAGGAGGAGGAGGAGGAAUUGGGGUAGGUCGUGAUGGUGGAGAUGUGGGUGCUUUCCUGAUGAUCGGCGAGAGAACGGAUGUCGGUUACCCUUUCGUGAUCGACUUCGGCGAUCCACGAUGGGGCAGCAGGUUCGUAGGAUAUGUUCGUAAACAUGGCCGACCUCACGGUCCAUUAGGCAUGGACUAUUUUGUGUAUGCAAGGAAUAAGUUCCCGAAGAUUCCACCUUUUCUUGUCGGGCGGAUAAGGUGGGAUAACUGGAUAGUGGCGUAUUUCAAUGGCCAUCCGGCGGCCGUGUCCAUAGAUUGCACGGAAGUGAUCUUCGCCGUCCACCAAAAUCACAUGAAGGUGGGAGGGAGUCACCUGAGAGAAGGGACGGAUCACAACACACGCCUGACUGUAGGGGCGUUCAAGAGGGACCCCAAAUUGACAGGUACUCUCGCUGACGUAGACUUCCGUCUGGUCGGCACAGUGGCUGGCAAAAUUGUGCCCUAUGUCGGUGGUGGAGGGGGAGGCGAUGCAGCAGCAGCAGGAGGAGGACAGGUUUCCGCAGUUGAUGUCUCUGCCUGGUUCAAACCAUGGGGUAAUGUCGGUCACCACCAUCUCUCCUCCUCGUCCUCCUCCUCCUUGUUCACUUCUUCUUCUUCUUCUUCCUCCUCCUCCUCCUCCUCCUACACCUCUUUGUCUGCUGAGCAUGGCCGACCGACCUGCCCCAACUGCUGGCUGGAACGCAACGACCAGUCGCUGGACGUGCUCCUUAUGAGGCAAGCUCGCAACGACACCAUCAUCAUCGCCACCGUGACCGCCGGCUAUCUCGACUUCGCUCUCAAUUGGGUCUGCUUCUUGCAGAGGGUGAACCUUACCAAUUUCCUGCUCCAUGCAGCCGAGCCUGACGUGCACGAUAGCCUGCGAGAGAGGGGCCUCCCGUCCUUCUUGUACCAAGAGGAUGCUUUCGAGAAGUCCAGCGAGACUUAUCGCAAAGAAGGCCCCAUCGACUACGGCACUGUGGAGUAUCAGGCGUUGAUGUACUCCCGGACUUGUUUCAUUAACAAGAUCCUGCGGAAAAACUACAGCGUCCUGCUGUGCGACCUUGACGUGCUCUUCCUCCGGAACCCUUUCCCAUUUUUCGACCCCUCACUCGACAUUCAGGGGGCCAAACAUAAGGAGAAAAAGAUCUCUGGGGGGUUCAUCUUCUUCAGAGCCACGGACUUGACCAUCUCCUUGUGGAGUAAAGUCAUAUGGCAGCACAAGCAGAUCUAUCGCAAGAUCCUGAACAUGACCAAGUUCGAUCCACAUUCCAUGACCGAGCAAGAAGUAACCAAUAUGUACCUUCUCAACAAUAGCACCAAAGGAUUGCGCUGGGGCCAGAUUCCCGUCCAUAUCGUCGCUGACGGCAAGCGGUUCUUCAUAGACAAGGAGACCCAGAAGCGAGGCGAGUGGCCUGCAGCUCUGCACAAUAACUUCAUUAUCGGGCAUGGAAGAAAGAAGAGGCGCUUUGUUAAGGUUGGGCUAUGGGUGCUGGAUGACAAUGAGAAGUGCCAGAAAUUCCCAGCAGAUCCUUUCCUUCCUCCCGCGGACUCGUCCAAACUCUCAUAUGCGAUAAAGAUCCUUUGCUACAACCGCCCAGAACAUCUGUCCAAUUUGCUCAGUGCACUUCUAGCCGCUGACUACUCUGCUUUCAAUGGGCGUGUAUCUUUGGAUAUCUUCAUUGAUUACCCUGACGAAGAAGACGCAAAGAAUGCAACCAUCGUUGCAAGACGUGAGGAGUGCGUUACGAUUGCCAGGUCCUUUCCCUGGCCUGCAGACCGUGGUGAACUUCGUGUCAUCCCCAGGUCUGUGCAUAUGGGCUUGGCUGGACAAUGGCUUACCUCCUGGUUUCCUACGUGUGACACAGAGGUGGCGAUGGUGCUCGAAGAUGAUAAUGUUGUUGCUCCACAGUUCUUCCAGUGGCUUCAUUCCGCUGUGCGGCGGUACUUCCUCGAUCCGGCCGAGCAUGAUUCACGUUUGUAUGGGAUCUGCAUGCAGUCUCAGCAUAUGAUUCCCGGAAAGAAUGUGUAUGGAAAGAAAACCUGGGAGUUGCUUCCACCUGGGACCACAUUCUUCCGCUAUCAGCAGCCAAGCACGUGGGGACCAGUCUUCUUCGCAAAGCAGUGGGCGGAGUUCGUAAGUUGGUAUAACAGCAAGACAGAGGACCCGGAUUUCAACCCUUACUUCAGCAACAUGAUUACGAACGAGUGGUUCAUGAAAAGAGGUGGUGGAAGAGGGGUGUGGAGUGCCUGGUGGAUGCGAUUCAUUGCCGAAAGGGGGUGGUAUGGCCUGUACACCAACUUUCCGAAUCAAAUGGCAUUGGUAGUGAAUAAGCGAGCCGCAGGAGUGAACUUUCCGAGAGACCUCGGAGAUAACUCUCCCAUGGUGGAAGGUCAGCUCGCUCCGUACAUGACAGAUUUUCCAUCAUUGAGAGAUCUCCCACUAUUCGACUUCCAUUUCAACCAGAUAAUGGAGGAUCCGUCCAUCCUCGAGGGUCGGGGAGUGUACAGCGACUUCUACAAUGUUGACACAGAGUCCGAGGUUGCCUAAAGUGACUGUGUCUCACUACCAAAAGAACCCUUACAACAUCAUUGAUUCGAAUUGCCACUUCCUGCGGAGAGGAGGGGGAUUGUAGCAGCUGCACUUGGUUGGACAUGGGUGGCGGUUGAGUCCUGCCCCUCCAUCACACAUACACGCCAUAAGAAAACUUGUGCUUGGCAUGUCCCGGCAGUUUUACAAACUUUUUUUUUUUUUUUUUCUUUUGACAAUUUUCCUCGUUCCUUUUCUGUAGUUUCCUCGCAGAUUGGCAGUACACACCGCCGUUGAAGUCCGUGACGCUUCAGGAGUCCUUUACCACUCAGCUGUGAUGAUCUGUCCACCACUUCAUCUUAGGUUGCUCGCUAGCUUUGCGCUUUUGGGCACCAUUUAUCCGUGUUGCCGUUCUGCACAUGAGCCUCCCCUUUUCCCCUUUUUGCUCCCUUUGCUCCUCCCUUCGUCUUUCCUUCUGUAUGUAUUGCAGUUCCACGCCAGCAAUCUCAUCUCCGUGCCAAUCUGGGAAGUGCAAAGGGCAGAAGACAUGCCUCCACUGUCCAUCAUAAUUUGGAAGUGGCGCUGUAGCCUCCUUCCAUUCCUGUGGUUAGGCUAAUUGAGCUGGUCUUUUGCAGUUCUUUUCUUUCCUUUGGAGUUUAUUUCAUUUAUACGCUUGUUCAUCCUCGUUUUGGUACGUUAGCAUGCACUGAGUUAAGUUCAGAUAGUUCCACUGGUACUGGCACUCAGCACCGCAAGUCCCGGUCAUUGUACAGUGAUUCAUCAGCAAUGAUUCUUAACCGACAGGCCUAGCGCAGUCGGUACACCCCUUGGAACUGUUGAAAUACAGACCCAAGUUUGAAUCCCGACGAGUGAGAUGCAACAAUUCUGAAGUACCUGGGCCAGUCAGUUUGAUGAUGGUAUCUCAAGGCUGUCGCCCUUUUAAGGAAGAAAAAAGAGAGAGGAAAGAGAAAGAAAGCACAAUGGUUCUUCGGCCAGUGGUCGCCCACCACAGUGACAACCCUCUUCAAGAUUCCCUGCCGGCUCAUUUUUUGUUUGUUUGGUUUUCCUUUGUUUAAGCAUUUGUAGAUCAAUGAAUCAUGGGAGCAGUCUUGCUAGUCAGCGUCAGUUUUUCCCUCCAAAGGCGUUCUGUAUAAGGCGCGCUUUGACUGCAGGCUUGCAGUCCUUGCAAGUCAUAAUUGACUAUUAGAUUUGCAAGUCCAGCAAUGGUCGAAGCACCCACAAGUGAUGGGUGACCAGUAAUUGUCCUGCUGACUGGAAUAACAUUUUGAUCACUGUUUUUUAAUUCUGAAAUAAAGUUGUUCGGAACUC